This is a messenger RNA of Nematocida parisii ERTm1, 1775 nucleotides long. Its product is annotated as nucleolar GTP-binding protein 1. Lineage: Eukaryota; Fungi; Microsporidia. Gene Ontology annotation, biological process: ribosomal large subunit biogenesis. Gene Ontology annotation, cellular component: nucleolus. The record is from RefSeq and is a predicted model, not a curated record. The transcript has a single exon. Gene Ontology annotation, molecular function: GTP binding; GTPase activity; RNA binding. The coding region runs from base 1 to 1758 and encodes 585 amino acids.
AUGAAGAGCAUAGCCACUGUGCCCACCGCUGAAGUGCUUAUAGACACCUGCCUUUCUAGAACAAACAGAAGGACCCCAACAGAAAUACACAAGCACUACCAAAUUGGAAGAAUCAGAGAAUUCUACACACGAAAGGUGAAGUUUUCAUCCUCUAUGUACGUGGAGAAGCUAAAUGAAAUUAUUAACUCAUUCCCUCGAGUGGAUGAGGCCCAUCCAUUCACAUCCGACUUGAUAAAUGUGUUGUAUGAUAGAGAUCACUACAAAAUGGCUCUAGGACACAUUAAAACCGUUGUAUCUGCAAUUAGCAGAACCGAGAAAGAGUACACCAAGCUGAUCAAGUACGGAGAUUCUUUAUACAGAUGCAAGCAGCUUAAAAGAGCAGCACUGGGAAAGAUGUCUACAAUGGCAAAGAAACUGUCCAAGACUCUUGUAUACUUAGAGGAGGUGAGGCAGAGCAUAAUGCGCAUGCCAGAUAUUGACCCAACUACACGUACUCUUCUAAUCUGCGGGUAUCCUAAUGUAGGAAAGAGUAGCUUUAUGAACACUGUGAGUAGAGCAAAGGUUGACGUGCAGCCAUAUGCCUUUACAACAAGAAAUCUAUACGUAGGACAUUUUGAUUACAAGUAUCUUAGAUGGCAGAUAAUAGAUACUCCGGGAGUACUUGACCAUCCAAUAGAAGACAUGAACACAAUUGAGAUGCAAAGUGUGACUGCGCUUGCACAUUUGCGUGCAGCCAUUCUAUACUUUAUUGAUCUGAGCGAGACAUGCGGAUACUCUAUAGAAAUGCAGGUAGGGUUAUUUAGAAGUUUAUCUCCUCUUUUUGAAGGAAAGCCUGUGGUAUUUGUUCUUAGCAAGUCUGAUAUCAGAAAGUUUUCAGAGCUGGACACCGAGAGACAGGAGCUUGUAAAAGACCUUAUUGGAAACUGCCCCAGCGUAGAAGUGUCAUCUCUGGAAGAGCAUAAUGUGGAUCUCGCCAAGAACACUGCGUGCGAAAAUUUGCUAACACAUAGAGUAGAGCUAAAGAUGCAAGAAAAGAGACUUGAGGAGUUUAGAAGAUUCCUAGACAUUAAAAAGCCAAAGAUAGACCCAGAGUACAAGAGAGUUGCAGAGACCGACGAGUUUGGAAAGAGAGAGCAAACACAGAAUGAUCUAAGAAAGAAGGCCGAGGAACAGGGAAUAAAGUUCUUCUCAGAUUUGAAUGCACAAUACUUCAUCAGAGAUGAGUGGAAAUAUGAUGUGAUACCAGAAAUAUAUAACGGAAAAAACAUUGCAGAUUAUGUAGAUCCAGAUAUUGAGGCCAAACUACAGAAGUUAGAGGAAGAAGAGGAUUACUACAUGCAGGAGGUGUACAACAAGGAGUACGCCCUGCUAGACAAGUCAGAGUGCGACAAGAAGCAUAGAAUUAUAAACUCAAAGAUUCUUAAGAGACUGAAGGGGCUUGACAAGCAGAGAGAGAAUCUUCCUCAGCGUAUGAAGACUACAGCGCUUUGCAAGAAGAAAGAGGCAAUUGAAAGAGAGCAAGAAAAACCUAUUUCUAUGGAGAUAGAUGAUCCAAUGGCAGAAAGACUCAAGCCCGCACAGACUAGAAUUGUUCCGCUUACUCAGGAUGAAGAAAGACGCCUGGCCCGUAGCGACAAGCAUGUCAAGGAAAAGAAGCUCAGAGGAAGAAAAGACGACCGUGAUAGAGUGCAUCUCACAGAAAGGCCCAUGCAUCUGUUCAGUGGAAAGAGAACAAAUGGAAAGACACAAAGAAGAUAAAACUAAUAAAUUCGCAA